UCCCCAUUUUCUGUUCCAGGAUAUGUUACCUUCGUUAUCAAUAGGAAUUCCAUGUCUGGCUAUUCCUGCUUAUAUGGCACCUAUAUACUACAGAAUGAAAAAUGCCUUAGAAGCUGGAGACUCAGAAACUGCUCAAAGAGACCAAUUGAUGGCUGUGAAUGUAGUGAAAAUUACCUCCAAACACAAUGACGAACUCGUCUCCAGAGAGAAAGCCAUGUUGUCCUUAUUUGGUAUGGAUCUGGGCCCCACAAGGUUACCGCUUGUCAGCAUGCCAGAAGAGCAGAAGAUUGCCAUGAAGUCAGAACUUGAAGAAUUGGGAUUCUUGUUUCGGUCGUAAUAAUGGAUUCUAAAAGUGGUGCUGACAGUGACGAUGAUGACGAUGAUGAUGAUGGUGAUGAUGAUGACAAUGUCAAUGAUGAUGAUGAUGAUGAUGAUGAGAUGGUGGUAGACUUACGCUGUUGUAAUUGGUGUUCAUCAUUAUCAUCACCACCACCACCACCACCACCUCCACCACCAUCAUCAUUGUCCUCAUCGUCGUCAUCACCAUCAUCAUCACCAUCAUCAUUGCCAUCAUCAUCACCAUCAUUGUCUUUCUUCAUUGUUGUCAUCAUCAGAGUUUUGUCAUCACACAUAAGCAUGUGUAUAUAAUUUUGAGGAUGAUAAUGAUGACAAUGAGGAGAAGGAGGAGGAGGAUAACCACAUCAUCAUCAUCGUCGUCAUCAUCAUCAUCAUUAUCAUUAUCAGCUGGAAAUGAAUUAAUUAUUGACAGCAACAGUUGUUUAUCAGUGCUGUCAUCAGCAUCCUCUUCAGCAUCAUCAUCAUCAUCCUCAUCAUGUACUUUAUUGUCAUCAUCACUGAAACUGUCUUCGUGAUGACAAGAGGAAUUUAAAAGAAACAAACUGAUAAAGCAAAAAUCCCAAAAUAAAUGUAUAUAAGUUUAAUAAUUGGAAAAA
Messenger RNA from Octopus bimaculoides (California two-spot octopus), 953 nucleotides. Its product is annotated as N-acetylneuraminate lyase. Gene Ontology annotation, molecular function: lyase activity. Lineage: Eukaryota; Metazoa; Mollusca; Cephalopoda; Octopoda; Octopodidae. The record is from RefSeq and is a predicted model, not a curated record.